CUUCAUGUUAGAACUAGACACGAAUUCUUUAAGAAUAAAAAAAAAAAAAAAACUAGACACGAAUUAUGCUCAACGAACAUGACCUCACCGAGGAACUUGUCAGAAGUACAAGACAUACUCGUUAGAAAUUGUACCAAAGAAUUGGAUUCUUCAUCGUGAUAAGAUGUUAGAAAGUAAUCAAUUUGCUACUACCAGCAACAUGUCAUUGGUACGACAGAGGAAUUCCAAGCAAUUAUUUUAUCAAUUUUCACUGGAACUAUUACCAGGGGGUAACACACACACACACCACAUACGUAUAACUAAUACACUUAUUGAGAAGGUCAGCGUACCGGGAAAGGUUUCCACCUGUAGAGUUUUGCUACUUUUUUUGCCAACACUGAUUAGAAGAACCUUGACAAUCGAUUCUACUUCCACACGCACAAGUUCCGGUUAGAUUGAUAGCUGUGGUGUGCUGCUAUGCAGGUGCGAUACAUUCUAUGCGAUAAUGUGCUAUCUGUUUCGUAACUUGGAAGUUCCUUGUUCUUUCAAUGGUGCGUUCGUUCACCAUUGUUCAAUAUCUGUAGGUACGAUAAAGAUCUUCGAUCGUUCGGUCCCGGGACGUGGGACGCACACACCUACGGAUCUUUCAAUUUCGCGAAAAUCAGGCAUCUUAUCAUGCUGGACGAUGUCCAAAAUGUCCUGCACAACAGCGGUGUAUUUGCCUUGAAGAGCCGCAGCUCGGAGGAAACGCGUUAUAUAAAAGACCUUACCAGAUCGGCAGUAAGGCAUCAGUUUUCGUCGGCCAUUGUACGACGACCUACCAGAGGACCAACCUACUUCUAGCGUGAAAACGACCAACGAGUGCUUUUAAAUGAGGAGUUUACUCGUGUUGGCUGUUCUCGUGACGGCCUCACAGGCGUUCUCGGUGUUCCAGAACCCACCAUGUUCGGGAACUACGCCCUGCUUGAUUAACUGUGUUGUGAACGCUCGCUGUCCAAUCUUCAACCCAUCUAAGCCCAUCCUGCUGCCAGGUCCGACCUGUGAUCGUUUCUACAAGUGCGAAAGUGGCCGCGCCUGCGAGACGCUAUGUCCGGGUGGUACCCACUUCAACACUCGCGAGGAAGCCUGCGAUUGGCCGCACCGAGCCUGUUGCGACCCGAGCAUUGAGUGCCGUCCGGAUCCUUGCGGACCUGGUGGAGAUUGUACUGUUCCGUCACCACCAACCCAACCACCAGUUGUAAUCCCACCACCAGGUGGUCAAAAUCCACCAUGCAGCGGCAGUGGUAUCUGUGCCAACAACUGCCCAGUUGACAACCGUUGCCCAGCGUUCGAUGGAUCAAAACCGACUCUACUGCCCGGAACAUCCUGUAGCGUAUACGUCAAGUGUAUUGCCGGCCGUGGUUGUCCCAUGUCUUGCCCUGCUGGACUACACUUUAACUCUGCUAAGGCGAUCUGUGACUGGCCGUUCCAGGCUUGCUGCGAUCCCAACGUAGAAUGUCGUCCGGACCCAUGUGGACCAAAUGGUUGCGGUGGCGGCGGCGGUGGCGGACCAAUCUACCCACCACCUCCACCACCACCACCAGCUCCAAUUGUACCAGGACCACCAUGCAGCGGCAGUGGAAUCUGUGCCAACAACUGCCCAGUUGACAACCGUUGCCCGGCGUUCGAUGGAUCGAAACCAACUCUUCUGCCUGGUCAAAACUGUGGCGUUUACGUGAAGUGUAUUGCCGGCCGUGGUUGUCCCAUGUCUUGCCCUGCUGGACUACACUUCAACUCUGCCAAGCAGAUCUGUGACUGGCCGUUCCAGGCUUGUUGCGAUCCCAGCGUCCAAUGCCGUCCGGACCCUUGCCCACCAGGUGCGUUCGGCUGUGGUCAGAAUAACAACAAUAACAACUGGAUGUUUGGUUAAACAGCAGUACAAAGAGAAAGAGCUCAGAGAACGAAUAGCCAUAGCGGUCACAGAACCGACACAAGAACAGCGCUUUCGCUCCUUUCAGGCUAUGUCACUAUGUUAUGGGUAAGUUUGCAAAAUAGCCUUGUAACAUGAUGGCAUUAUUAGACGAAGGUGGUUAAUCAUAAUACAAAGAACACGAGCCCCGAGAAUAUACGAGCACAUCUAACAAUUACAGCAGAUUGUCCUGUACGAGCGUUUUCUCAAGGUAAAGAAAUUUCCCACAUGUCCGAACCGGAACCAUAGCACAGUUGCAAAAGGUUUACAUAAUUUUUGGGACA
This is a messenger RNA of Anopheles funestus (African malaria mosquito), 2211 nucleotides long. RefSeq names its product probable chitinase 10. NCBI's taxonomy places the organism in Eukaryota, Metazoa, Arthropoda, Insecta, Diptera, Culicidae. The record is from RefSeq and is a predicted model, not a curated record. Gene Ontology annotation, molecular function: chitin binding. Gene Ontology annotation, cellular component: extracellular region. The transcript is spliced from 2 exons. Bases 851 to 1888 code for a protein of 345 amino acids.